GCCAACCAAACGACCCAAGAAGAGUUUGGGACAAGAGGAGAGAAAGAGCGAGGAUAAAUAUCAGUGUUGCAUUUGCCAGAUGGAGAGAACUUCGUGACAAACUUCAACUAGAAAGAGAUGCUGAUCUUGCUCAUGUUUUACUCAACAGUUUUAAGGUCCUAAUAUACAAGAUCUCAAGAUGGAUAUCCGAGGGGCAGUUGACGCUGCCGUCCCCACCAAUAUCAUCGCUGCCAAGGCCGCAGAGGUCCGAGCAAACAAGGUCAACUGGCAGUCCUACCUCCAGGGCCAAAUGAUCUCAGCUGAGGACUGCGAGUUCAUCAAGAAGUUUGAGAUUGCCGGGUCUGAGGACAAGCAAGCAAUUCUGACAAAAGAUGGACAUCAGUGUGCAAAAACCUUCCUCAACCUUAUGGCUCAUAUAUCUAAAGAGCAAACAGUUCAGUACAUCCUGACCCUAAUUGAUGACACACUGCAGGAAAAUCACCAGAGAGUGAAUAUCUUCUUUGAUUAUGCCAAGAAGACUAAGAAUUCAGCCUGGUCUUAUUUCCUCCCAAUGCUGAACCGUCAAGACCUCUUUACUGUUCAUAUGGCUGGACGCAUCAUAGCCAAGCUGGCUGCCUGGGGACGUGACCUGAUGGAGGGCAGUGACCUGAACUACUACUUCAACUGGAUUAAGACCCAGCUCAGCUCUCAGAAACUACAUGGUACAGGUGCUGAACCUGGAACAGGGACCAUCUCCCCCAGUGAAAGCUCCCAGUACGUUCAGUGCGUCGCUGGUUGCCUGCAGCUCAUGCUGAAAGUGAAUGAAUACAGAUUCGCCUGGGUGGAGGCCGACGGAGUGAACUGCAUCACAGCAGUGUUGAGCAAUAAGUGUGGCUUCCAGCUGCAGUAUCAGAUGAUCUUCUGCGUGUGGCUUCUGGCAUUCAGUCCGCAACUCUGCGAACAGCUGCGGCGCUAUAACGUGGUACCGGCACUCUCCGACAUCCUCCAAGAGUCUGUCAAAGAGAAGGUCACUCGCAUAAUCCUGGCUGCUUUCAGGAAUCUGCUGGAGAAGUCCGCUGAGAGAGAGACCCGUCAGGAGUACGCUCUUGCCAUGAUCCAGUGCAAAGUGCUCAAACAGCUGGAGAACCUGGACCAGCAGAAAUAUGAUGAUGAGGACAUCACUGAUGACAUUAAGUUCCUCCUGGAAAGACUGGGAGAGAGCGUUCAGGACCUCAGUUCUUUUGAUGAGUACAGCUCUGAGCUGAAGUCUGGCCGUCUGGAGUGGAGUCCAGUGCACAAAUCAGAGAAGUUCUGGAGGGAAAACGCAGUUCGUCUGAAUGAGAAGAACUACGAGCUGCUGAAGAUACUGACCAGGUUGUUGGAAGUGUCUGACGACCCUCAGGUUAUUGCCGUUGCAGCUCACGAUGUGGGGGAAUACGUGAGACAUUACCCUCGCGGCAAGAGGGUGAUCGAACAGCUGGGUGGUAAACAACUAGUGAUGAACCACAUGCAUCAUGAAGACCAGCUUGUCCGCUAUAAUGCCCUGCUGGCUGUUCAGAAGCUCAUGGUGCAUAACUGGGAGUAUCUGGGGAAGCAGUUGCAGUCCAGCGAGCAGUCGACUCCAGCUGUAGCUGCCCGAAGCUGAACUGCUCCUGUGCUUGUGUGUGAGCCAGUCUGUCUGAUCCUGUGUUCUUGGUCUGAAUGUAAAUCUGUGCUAUAGAGAAUCAAAAGAGGAGUUGAUGUACUGAACCAUAAAUUUAUGAUUUAAUACUUCUUUGUUGUGCUCUAUGUCUUUGUGUAAAGUUGUGCGUCAUUACAAAAAAAUCACAUUAAGAGAUUGGAACAGUUCACAGAGUUAUAUUAUAAAGCAAUAAGCACCAAGAAGCCGUGGUUUACAGUGAAUUUAUAACAGCUAAGGGGCGUUGUUAGCCUUAAAACCACUGCUUCACCAGGCUUAUUGCUUUGAUAAAACAGUUAUUCCAUAUAUGUAGUAAGGUUGCACGGAAUAAAACGGCAAAUAAAAUGUAACCGUAUAAAUAAAAACAGUAUUCGUCCACCAAACGAUGUAGUUCUUCAGAAACAGCUGUGGAAAAGACUAUAGAAUACCCAAGACAUGUCACUCGUAUAGUUUUGAAGGGGAAUAUUGCCGCUUAAUUGCAGGAAGCCCCGCCUUCUGAAUGAAAGAGCCAAUCGCUGAUCAGUAAAGUCAGCGCAUCACUGCAGCUGCCGUUAGAAGUCCUGGUUGCUAUAGAAACUGUAAGCACUCUGAUGCUCUUUGGACUGCGCAUGCGCACAUACUGAUCUACCUUGAGAAAUAAGUUUUUUAUAACGCUAUUUGAGGAAAAGUAACAACAUUUAUGACAGUUGUUGUCAGAUUUCUUUUUUGAUUUAAAUAUGACAUUUAAUCGUAAGCUUAGUGAACAAUUUUGGAGAAUUUGAUGUUUCCCCAUUCAAUGAGAUAGGAGUUGCACUUUGAUGCCCAAGAGGUGUUUCAGAGAUGUUAUUUACAACAGCUCAACCAAUCAGAGUCAAGGACCAGAACUGUUUUAUAAUAUGUUAUUUAUGUCUUUGAUGUAAAACAAUAUGAGUAUGCAUUAAAUAAAUUCUACCAUAACAAA
Molecule: messenger RNA, 2597 nt
Organism: Carassius auratus (goldfish)
Lineage: Eukaryota; Metazoa; Chordata; Actinopteri; Cypriniformes; Cyprinidae
Product: V-type proton ATPase subunit H-like
Exons: 14
Coding region: 179-1624 (481 amino acids)
Biological process (GO): proton transmembrane transport
Cellular component (GO): lysosomal membrane; vacuolar proton-transporting V-type ATPase, V1 domain
Molecular function (GO): proton-transporting ATPase activity, rotational mechanism
Source: RefSeq, a predicted model, not a curated record